ACUUCAGAACUCUGUACUUUCCAAAUCCCAUAACAAAAUUUUCAGCAACGAACAAACAAAAAAUAGAAAGUAGUGCAGUGGAAGUGAAAAGUGACAAACAAUGGCUUCGUCAAGGUGCACCGCUCUUCCUACUCAGCUCACCACUCCCCGUCGCCAUCUCAGAAAACCUUCUUCUUCAGUGUCCCUGUCUUGGAGACGCAAUUUAGCACAAGACAACUUCGUUCAAGUUUCUUCAUCAUCAUCCGUAACUUCAUCCUCUUCUUUCUCCUCUCAAGGAAACGGAAGUAUAAAAUGCACAACGGAAAGAACAGUAGUAACAAAUUUAGCACCAGGUACACCUGUUAGACCAACGAGUAUACUAGUUGUUGGAGCUACCGGAACUUUGGGUCGUCAGGUUGUGAGACGGGCACUUGAUGAAGGUUAUGAUGUUAGAUGUCUUGUGAGACCAAGACCUGCUCCUGCUGAUUUCCUUCGUGAUUGGGGUGCGACUGUUGUCAAUGCAGAUCUUAGCAAGCCAGAAACAAUACCAGCAACAUUAGUAGGCAUUCAUACAGUAAUUGACUGUGCAACAGGACGUCCCGAAGAACCCAUAAAAACGGUAGAUUGGGAAGGAAAAGUUGCUUUAAUACAAUGUGCAAAAGCAAUGGGAAUCCAGAAGUAUGUUUUCUUUUCCAUCCACAACUGCGACAAACAUCCAGAAGUCCCUCUAAUGGAGAUCAAAUAUUGUACUGAGAAGUUUAUACAAGAUGCAGGUCUACCCUACAUAACUAUUCGGUUAUGUGGUUUCAUGCAGGGACUAAUUGGGCAGUAUGCAGUGCCUAUACUGGAAGACAAGGCUGUUUGGGGAACUGAUGCUCCAACACGAAUCGCUUACAUGGAUACCCAGGAUAUAGCUCGACUAACAUUUAUAGCUCUGCGUAAUGAGAAAAUUGACAACAAGCUUCUCACAUUUGCUGGGCCACGCGCGUGGACAACCCAAGAGGUGAUAACAUUGUGCGAGAGGCUUGCUGGGCAAGAUGCAAAUGUAACAACAGUUCCUGUCUCAGUCUUGAAAUUUACAAGGCAAUUGACACGGUUGUUUGAGUGGACAAGUGAUGUUGCUGAUAGACUGGGAUUUUCAGAGGUUCUCACAAGCGAUACGGUUUUCUCAGUUCCUAUGAAUGAGACAUAUAGCCUACUUGGGGUGGACCAAAAGGAUAUCAUAACACUUGAGAAGUAUUUGCAGGAUUAUUUCACAAACAUAUUGAAGAAAUUGAAAGACCUGAAAGCAUCGUCUAGACAAUCCGACUACUACAUCUGAGAAAGGCCUUCUUUCUUUCUGUGUAAGCGUGUUAAUGUGCAUUCGGGUGUUGUAUCUAUGAAUGAGGUAUAAAUGACAUCAUGUAAGAGUAACAAGAAAAGAAAAAAAAGUGAGAUAAAGAAACGAGGCGCGCUCUUUAUUUCUUUUUCCAUUUGUUGAUUGAUAUCUGUAAAGAGAUUGAAAGUGGAAAAAGAAACAAAGAAGGAAGAAGAAUUUAAAAGCA
Papaver somniferum (opium poppy) is the source of this 1523-nucleotide messenger RNA. RefSeq lists its product as uncharacterized. The transcript is spliced from 8 exons. Bases 101 to 1300 code for a protein of 399 amino acids. The record is from RefSeq and is a predicted model, not a curated record. Lineage: Eukaryota; Viridiplantae; Streptophyta; Magnoliopsida; Ranunculales; Papaveraceae.